Molecule: messenger RNA, 872 nt
Organism: Coffea eugenioides
Lineage: Eukaryota; Viridiplantae; Streptophyta; Magnoliopsida; Gentianales; Rubiaceae
Product: photosystem II core complex proteins psbY, chloroplastic
Exons: 1
Coding region: 101-700 (199 amino acids)
Biological process (GO): photosynthesis; cell redox homeostasis
Cellular component (GO): membrane; chloroplast thylakoid; photosystem II
Molecular function (GO): manganese ion binding
Source: RefSeq, a predicted model, not a curated record
ACAACAAGCAAAUAACUUGAAUAGAAGCCUAAGCCACACUAAUUCUCUCUGAAUUCUUGAAGAUUUGACCUGCAUAUAUUCACCAACUCCCAGGAUUCGAAUGGCAGCAACUAUGGCAACAAUGGCCACCCUUAAUGCCAACUGCUUGAGCACCAACACCCACAGAGUUAUCAACACUUUGAAACCAAAGCCGGUAUCCCUUCUGUCCAUGCAAAACCUCCCAAAAGGCCUCCUCACAACAUCAAGAAAAGCACAAGACUCAAUCUUGUCCAAUCCGCUAACCGGAACAGCCCUUGCUGGCGCAAUUUUCUCAACCUUGAGCUCAUGUGAUGCUGCCUUUGCAGCUCAACAAAUCGCCGAAAUUGCAGAAGGCGAUAACCGUGGUCUAGCACUUCUCCUCCCAAUCCUGCCAGCCAUAGCUUGGGUGCUCUACAACAUCCUCCAACCAGCACUCAAUCAGUUCAACCAAAUGAGGAGUUCAAAAGGGGUCAUCAUAGGCCUUGGCCUGGGAGGUUUGGCUGCAUCAGGGUUCAUCCACACACCUCAGGCAUCAGCUGCUAGUGAGAUUGCAGCCAUAGCUGAAGCAACCGGUGACAACAGGGGUCAGCUUUUGCUGUUUGUUAUUGCUCCUGCAAUUAUUUGGGUGCUCUACAACAUCUUGCAGCCAGCUUUGAAUCAGAUCGACAGGAUGAGAUCUUAGUAUUCCCGUUGGGGUGCAGUAAUGAAUUGUGUUCACAUGUAAUUGCACCUUUGUAUCAAUGAAACUUUUCUUGAACAAAUUUUGGGGACUGCCUCUAAUUACCAUCAUCAGGAUAAAUCCUCUGCAACUGUACAUCGGUUUCAAAACAUGGUUCCAGCACAUAAAUAUAUAA